AAUAAAAUAUUUUAAAAAACUUUUACAACCUGAAAAAAAAAAACCAAAAACUAUGAAAUCGCUUCUAUUAAUGAUUGCCGCCAAGGCGCUGCCGAUUUUGGCGCUUAGUUUUGUGCUCUGUCUGCUGCUCUACAAGAUGUACGUGCACGUGCGCUCACGUUUCGGCAUAACGGUAAACUGCUGGUUCUGUAACACAAACUCGCGCGUGCCGUACGGCAAUCGCAACAGCUGGAACUGUCCCGAAUGCGAGCAGUAUAAUGGCUUUACCGGCGAUGGUGACUAUAAUCGUGAUAUAUUCGCUCAGCGCGACUGCAGCAUACGCUGCGACUCCUCGAUGGAGAGCAACAGCGGCAUCAUGCGUAACGGGCUCUGUGCCAAUGCUUACUAUGGCAACGCUAUGGCCGGCGGAACGCCGCCACCGCAAGAUAACGGACUGUGCGACCAGUGCAACGAGGCGCAGCGCCUAAAGAUUGAGAAGCUGGCCCAGUUCGAGCCGCGUAUCGAGGCGCGCUUCGACCAGGAAUUGAAACGCUUUAAACAAGAGCUGGAAGAGCGCUAUCGCCUCUGCACCACCUGUGAGCGCCAUGUCAACCGUGUGCUCCACGAGAAGAAGAAAAUGGUGCUGGGCGCUAAGCUGUUGAAUUUCAUUAUGAAGGGCGCCGCCUUGCUCAAGCAGCCGCACUAUGAGCGUCUCGCUCAUGCCCAGAAGCAGCGCUGCCUGAUGCGCUACCAGCUCUGGAUGAAGCUGAUGACAAUGGUCAACAUCGUCUGUCUGCUGUGCACCCUGCCCACGGCCACACCGGAGCAGUUCACCGAGUUGCUGGGCAACAUACUGGCCAAGCCCGCCUAUUUCGUCUACACGCACGCCCUGACCAUGCUGCAUCUGACCAUCGCCUAUGCCAGCGAGUGGCUGGCCGCACAGGCCUUCCUCUCAAAGCUCUGGAUGUUUGCCGCCGUCGUGGGCAAACUGGUCUUCUACACCGUGGGCACGCCGCAGUCCCUAGCCGACGAGGUCACCUUCAACAGCUGCUACACCAGCUUCUAUCCGUAUGCCAUGCUGGUCAUCAGUUUGAUUAGUAACCUUGUCUCUGGAUUCAAGUUGACUCGCUAUACCGUGCUGCUCGUCCUGUGGAGCAUCUAUGCCAAAGGCUCCUUUUUGAUCUUUGAGGCCAUCAAUGGGAUCACCUUCAUUCUGUUGGGCAGCUUGUCCACCCUGAUCCUGUUGUAUAUGCGCGACGAGAGUCGCCUGGAGCAUCUGUCGGCUUCCGAAAGCUUCCAUCGCCUGUGCACAGACGAGUGCAUCAACGACGAGGAGACUAUCAGUAUGAUCAGCGAGCAGCUGAGCUGCAAUGCGAGCAACAACAGCAAUGCCAGCAACCUGUCCGUGCUGAACUCCAACUGUCCGACUCCGAGCCCGGCCCCGACUCAAGUGCCAGCCCGGACCCCGACCCCGAGACCGAAUCCCCCCCCACAGCUGCGCAGCGGCAGCCUCAACAGUCUGGGCAAGCCCCUUAUUGCGCCUUCGGUGUUGUCCAUGGGCUCGCUGCGUGUCUCUUCGCAGCGCACACACCUCAAUCCGAUGUCCCCAUCCCCGGUGCCUUCACCGACGCCAGCCUCCAGCUACAAUCCCAACUAUCACACCCAGACGUCCAUGUACUCGGCCGGCAGCUUGGACCAACAGUGCUGGCGCCGCAACUAUGCCGUGGGCGUGAGCACGAUUGGAGAGGAUGGUAUUUGGCAGCGCAGCGGCAUUAACUCCAAUUAUCAGACUUCUGGACAGACAAUUUAUGGCCUUGAUCAGCGUCCGAUGACGCGCUCCAACAACAACUUGCUCUAUCCGUCGCACCUCGUAUUGCAGCAGCAGCAGCGCGARAGCAACAUCUCCGCCUGGGUGAACGCCACCAGUGUCCAUACGCAGCCGGAACUGCUACAUGAGCCCAACACCGCCAAUCUAWUGCAGUGCAACAACAACAACACUCGCGACCUCUCACGCACCUCGUCCCAGUCCUCAGGCUUCGAGUCGCAGCUGGGCAAUCAGCGUCCCGAGCCAUCACAGUGGGGAUCAGUAUCCGGACAGGACCAGGCAUCGCUGAACAAUCUGAAUCCGAGUGUGGGACGCGAUUACCCAUUGCCGUUGCGCGUGCAAUCGCCUCAGGGCUCGCCGUACGCUGGACAGGUGGUUCACGAUAUUCGUCCCGGGGAUCUGUUGCGCAAGUGGAUGGAACGCGACGGAACCGCCAAGGCCAAUUGAUUAAUCAUCUAGUCUUCUUCUAGUUCAUUAGUUGGUUUGUGUUCAUUCGUUAAACUUUCAGGUUUUUUCUUUCUAA
Molecule: messenger RNA, 2327 nt
Organism: Drosophila arizonae
Lineage: Eukaryota; Metazoa; Arthropoda; Insecta; Diptera; Drosophilidae
Biological process (GO): nuclear migration along microtubule
Cellular component (GO): nuclear membrane
Molecular function (GO): lamin binding; actin filament binding
Source: RefSeq, a predicted model, not a curated record